Cydia splendana is the source of this 3877-nucleotide messenger RNA. RefSeq names its product ras-related protein Rab-35 (gene Rab35). The coding region runs from base 178 to 783 and encodes 201 amino acids. The transcript is spliced from 4 exons. Gene Ontology annotation, cellular component: endosome membrane; plasma membrane. Gene Ontology annotation, molecular function: GTP binding; GTPase activity. NCBI's taxonomy places the organism in Eukaryota, Metazoa, Arthropoda, Insecta, Lepidoptera, Tortricidae. Gene Ontology annotation, biological process: endocytic recycling. The record is from RefSeq and is a predicted model, not a curated record.
UGACACUGAAAUUAAAAAAGAUAACAAUGGCGGACGUAUUGUAAAGUGACGCAAACGUAACGUCUUACGGCAUGCGUUUUAUUAAUAUUUUCAGAGUUCAAGUUGUGUUAAAUCGUUUUUUAACGUCAUUAGUGAAUACAUGACCAUUUAGAGAGUUGUCGGCAGUACACCCGAACAAUGGCGCGCGAGUUUGAUCAUCUUUUUAAACUGCUGAUUAUCGGUGACAGUGGUGUGGGUAAGAGCUGUCUGCUCCUGCGGUUCGCCGACAACACGUUUUCGGGUAGCUACAUUACGACGAUAGGCGUCGAUUUCAAAAUAAGAACCCUAGAACUUAACGGAGAGCGAGUGAAGCUGCAGAUAUGGGACACAGCAGGGCAGGAGCGGUUCAGAACGAUAACCAGCACGUAUUAUCGAGGCACUCACGGCGUCAUCGUCGUGUACGAUGUCACCAACGGAGAGUCCUUCGCGAACGUCAAGCGGUGGCUGCAUGAGAUUGAACAGAAUUGUGAUGUAGUGAACAAAGUCUUAGUUGGAAACAAGAAUGAUUGUCCGUCGCGGAAAGUGGUGGUGACGGAGGACGCUCAGAGGUUCGCCAGCCAGAUGAACAUACCUCUGUUCGAGACUAGUGCAAAAGAGAAUAUCAAUGUGGAGGAGAUGUUUCUCACUAUCACAAAAAUGGUACUAAGAUCAAAGCUCGAAAUGAAGGAGAGACAAAACGUCACAUCAAACGACACAGUCAACCUGAAGAAUAGCCGCAGCAAAAACAAGAAGAAGUGUUGCUAGUGGUGAAAUAGGGCACAGUGCCGGACACUAACGCUAUGCUCAAAUACUGUGUGUUGCACAACCCUAGCGGGACCUCGGACUACAAUAAGCCCGCUCCACACUCGUGCGUGAAUCGCGGCGCGAAGCAGCGAACGCGAGUGUGGAGUCGAGUUCACAGAUCUGCGAGCGCAGAUUCGCGCAAGAUUGUGGAGGGGGCUAUACAAGUGUUUCAUUAGUGUCAGAGAAUAUUUUCCUAUUUGGAAAACAGUCAUACUGUCCAGUCACUGGUGCUAGGAACAUGAAUUAUAGAUUUGUUCGAAACCCGUUUUCAAUAUUUUGAAAAUGGUUUAACUCUGUUCUCUCGUAAACAGACUUGAUUGGGCAGUUUGGACAUCAUGAACGGUAAUUUAUAAAUGUGUACUGCAUUUUUAAUGCGUGUUAUAAAAUGUUGAUCUCUAUUUGAAAUUUUGUCGCAAUUGAGUUGAAACUUAACUUAAUAUCAUUCAUUUUGGGAUAAUUAUGGCCUGCAGACAGCACAAUAGAAUCAUAGUUAGAUACUUUGCAUUGCCACAUAUUUACAUGCAUAUAAAACAAUUCUAAACUAACAUUUCAAAUUAUUAUUUGUACUACUAGGACAUCAAAUGUUAAACCACUGCAUUCAAAUUUCAUAGUUAUCUCUUAAGUCCUAAAUUGAUUUCAUACACAAGAGUUAUCUACUUUCUGGUGUCUUGGAUCUUGGUGCAUUGUAGACUUGUGAAGCAUGAAAGGCAAGACUGAACAAAAAAUUGAAAAUUAUCCUCAACAAUAUUAUAGUUGUUUGUUGCCUACAGUAUGAAAUUAAAAGCGGCCUGUCAGUGGAAAAGCACCUUUAAAAUAUGUCAGGAUUAAAGUCUAUCGACACUGUGCAACAAGUUUGUAUAUCAUUGUCAAUAUGUGGUUAUUUUUCAUUACGCUGGGUUGACACAUGUGCACGGGGAGCGAGCAUCUAUAUGGAAAGAUUGACUCCAAAAAUUACAUUAGGCUAUUAUGAAUGCAUAGGUGUGUUUGUACUCCCAAUAUCUUUAUGUGGUGGAGUGUGUAUGAUAUGGAAAUGUUGCAUAGAAUAUAUAAAUGUAUACCAUUAAUUUAAUUUUUACUAAGGUCUAUUUUGAGGGCAGGCAUCGUUUGGUUUCAUCACAUGAUUUUUUCAUGGCUCAGUCACUUUUCAAUGCAGUAUGUUUAUUAAGAACAUAUUUGUACGUAAAUUUUGUCCUAUUUUAAACACUAGAAACAAUUUUGCCGAGCACAAAAUGUAAUAAUUGGGGCAUUAUACAUGAAAAUGGACCUUAUUGUCGAUGGCGCUUACGCCGCACAGCGUCGCGCGGCAUUGUUUUUCUAUCAAAGCAUCGUUAAUAAUGGCGUAAGCGCCAUCGACCUUUGUCAUAAAUCCUAGAGGUCCUUUUUCAUAAAUAACGUCACAAUUGAACGGUAAGUAUAAUUUGAUGACCAAUUGCCAUUUUAUGCAUAUAGCCGAGAUUGUAUUUUAGUUAUAUGAAUGAUGUUAUAAUCAGAUAUAAAAUAGCAAAAUAUGAUAUGCGGGAAAUUUAUUGUGGAAUAGGAAAUACCAACUGUGCGUAUUUCCUAGCCAAACGUUUUACAGGAAAUGGCGAACUGUGAUUGGGCCAUAUCGGAACGAAUAAGGAUAAUUUUAAAGUAAAUUAAACAAUUGGAAAAUGUAUUAUUAUGAUUAUUUAAGUGAUGGUGCGCUGGGUGCGAUAUUCAAGUGUUGGUACUGAAUGACCAAUUCAUUUUAGGCCUUAUAGGGGCUAUAUAAACACAUCUGAAGAAAACUGUAGGUUUUGCUUUUAAAAAGUAACUUUUUUAACUCAUGGCUGAAACGGUACACACAUUUGCUGAUCACAUUUUAAAAGUAUAUUUUAUUUUUCUUUGUCCUUAAGUCAUAUAUAUUUUAAUAUUUACAUAUCACUGUAAAUAUUGGCAAAGGUAUUGUUAAUGCCAAAUUUUUCGUAUUCUGUUUGGUUGGCAACAAUUAAGUUGUUCAUAACUAAUUAAAUAACAUUUAGAAUACUCGCAAAGCUCUGUGAAGUUAAUGCAAUUUUGUGCAAACAUUUACCGUAAUAAUGAAAACAUAACGACAAGUUGGUUGGUUGAUUGAUAUUAGAGAAAGUGGAAUAGGUACAGUAACUCAAUAGAAAACUAAAAUUCAUCGUAUUGUAUCAAAAUAUAUAUACCUAAGUAAGUACUACUAUUUGAGAUAAUACUGUAUCCUUUGUCCCUGACAAACAAAGGUCAAUUCAAACAUCUGUUAUUUUGAUACGAUUUAAUGACUUAAAUAUCAGGUGUAAAUGUAUCCAAAUGGCAAGUGCAUGGUUAGAGUCCGUCUAUGCUAUUAUUAUUAUUGGGGUGUUAUGGGCUUAUGGGCCUUGGAGUGCCGCAUCGACCAGCAUUGAUCUAAUUCUAUUGUGACGGCCCUUUAAAGUUCAUUAGAGUUAGACCAAGAAAAGUCUGCAGCGAUUUUGAUAGCCCCCGCAGUGCAAGUGUUAUUUUAAACGUCAAACUUAUAUGAAAUUAUUACGUAUAAAUAACACUUGCACUUUUCUUCGUCUAACUCUACUAAAGCCCGUUACAUCUAGAAAAUUACAGAUUCUUCCGUGUAUGCUAAGUUUGCACUGGCUUGAAUAGAACGAAGAGAAUGAGUCAUUAUAAACGUCAAAUUUUCAUGGAAAUUUGACAUGAUGACAUCACAACACUUUGUCAUUGCAAAAGCUGUGCAGUGUUAGCCUGGUCCGACUCUAGACUUAUUUGUCGGGAUGAAAGUGAAUGAGUAGGUUAUUUUGUAAAAUUAUUGAGGCAACGUAUGUUUCAUGUGCAGUAUUGCAAUUUCCAUUUAUUUGUGUUCCGUACAAAACUUUGUUCACGGAACACUUAUGGGAUCACUUCGGUCUUGCAAAUCAGUUAAAUGCGUUUUUCUCAGAGACCGUUUGACGUAGAUACCUACAGUUAUUAUUUAUUAAGAACCCCGAGCGGGAACCUAUUGGAAAACAUGGAUUGAUAUUUUUGUAAUAUAGGUGUAAUUUUUAUCACUUAUGAAUUUAUAAACAAUUAUUUAACCAAA